GGCUCAGCGGGACGGCAGCCGCGCACCUCCGCUCGCCUCGCCUCGUCACAUCGGAGUCUUCAACGGGGCUCAGGAGACUUCACAGCCAAGUCACAGCGGCCCGAAGGUGCUGGGGAUGAAGCUGGGGCUCACCUGCCUCCUGUGGCUGCUGCUCGUCUGCCUGACCCUGCCCGCCGCCCGCGGCCGCGUUCUCGAGCGCUCCAUGGAGAUCAGGAACCCGGACAUCGACCCCUCGUGGUACACGGGCCGCGGGAUCCGGCCGGUGGGGCGCUUUGGGAGGCGACAAGCCCUGGGCGGGGGCGGCCGCGGCGGCGGGCGCGGGCAGCCAGCCCACCCGCACCCCCACCCUCCCCGGCGGGAGCUGAACCCCUGA
Messenger RNA from Hirundo rustica (Barn swallow), 373 nucleotides. RefSeq names its product prolactin releasing hormone (gene PRLH). Lineage: Eukaryota; Metazoa; Chordata; Aves; Passeriformes; Hirundinidae. The record is from RefSeq and is a predicted model, not a curated record. Gene Ontology annotation, biological process: response to peptide hormone; G protein-coupled receptor signaling pathway; feeding behavior. The transcript has 3 exons. Gene Ontology annotation, molecular function: neuropeptide hormone activity; prolactin-releasing peptide receptor binding. The coding region runs from base 116 to 373 and encodes 85 amino acids.